AUGAUAACACACCCAUUCCUUCAAUCUCAUUUUCCUCUUGAUUUUACUAUUAUGACCCCUGAACAUGUUAAACCGGACAUUGAAUAUGCCAUUUCACUAACAAAAAGAAACAUAGAGGCCAUCCGCCAAGUGAGUAUAGAGGCCUCUAAUUUUGAGAAUGUUGUUCAUGCGCUUGAAAUGGCCACAAUGGAACUUGACGACGCGAACACAUUAGUCACGAUGAUGUGUACGCUCCGUGGCGACGUUGAUGGCUAUACAAAAGCACAAGAAGAAGUUCUUCCGAUGAUUACGGAGAUCAAAUCCGAGAUGUUUUCUGAUGAGUGUAUUUUUAAGUUACUUUCUUAUGUUUCCGAACAUAAAAAUCAAGAGAUGGACCAUAACCAAAAACGACUUACCGACUUUUUCUAUAAAAAGUUUGUGAAAGGAGGUUCCUUGCUGUCGAAAAGUGAAAAGACCGAGUUGAUCUCUCUUCAGAAAGAUCUCAGCGUGUUGAUGCAAAGAUUCAACUCCAACGUUCUCAGCGAUACGGACGAGAAAUAUGUCACUUUCACUAACAAAAGUGAUUUAAUGGGAGUUCCUGAGGAUUCAAUUGCAAGAUUCCAUGACGAGGCAAUCUCACGAAAAAGUGAGGGGUUUGUCGUAACGCCUAAGGCCCCAGAUUGGAUCCCCGUGUUGUCAUAUUGUCAAAACUCAACAACUCGUCAAAAAGUCUAUCACAUGUGCAACACAAUCUGCUCAUCUGGAAAAUCAGACAAUACCACUGUUAUUAUUGAGAUCCUUAAGAAACGCCAGAGACUCUCUGAACUUCUUGGGUAUAAAGAUUACUCGGAUUAUGCCACUGAUGGCCGUAUGGCAAAAACCGGAGACAAUGCAGUAUCGUUUGUCGAUGAUCUCAAAAACAAGGUUGCACCUUUUUUCAAGACGGAGAUUGAGGAACUUAAAAAUAUAAAAUCAGUUUCAAGUUCUGAUUCCAACGAAAACCUCAAACCAUGGGAUGUGAGUUAUUUAAUCCAAAAAAUAAAGAAAAGUCAAUAUAAUUAUGAUGACCAAUUAUAUCGGAAAUAUUUUACAUUAAGUUCGGUCUUGGACGGGCUUUUUUUGACGAUAAAAAAACUGUAUGGGGUGUCGUUGGUAUAUAACGAAAAAGUGAAGGCGUGGCAUGAUGACGUCAGAUUUUAUGAUGUUUUUGACGAAAACGAAAAGUUGAUUGGCGGAGUCUUUUAUGACUUUUUCCCACGAAAAGGGAAACGUGGAGGCGCGUGUCAAGAAAUAGUGUGGAGAGAUUAUGUCAAGAAGAAUGGAACAAAACGACUUCCUUUAGUUUUUGUGGUGACCAAUAUCACGCCAGGAGUCGAUGGAAAAGAGGCGAGAUUGAACCACGAUGAGGUCGAAACUAUUUUUCACGAAAGUGGACAUAUGUUACACGGCAUUUUCGCAUUCCAACCAUAUUUCAAUCUCACAAACGAGAACGUCGCAUUUGAUUUUAUCGAACUGCCUUCGCAAUUUUUCGAGAACUGGACGUUCGAAAAAGAAGUAAUCAAUGUGAUGACGUGGCAGGGAAUAUCUCAAGAAAAUGAGAAGAGUGAGGUCAAAGGAAAAGUGAGUGAUGUGAUUGAGGAGGGUGGAAAGAAGGAACAGAUGAGGCGCGUACCGGAUGAGUUAUACAAUGUGAUGUGGAGUGCUAAGAACUUCAUGGCUGGAUAUUACUAUAUGCGACAAUUGUCUUUUGGAAAAAUGGAUUUGGAGAUACACAGAAACUUUUUGAAGAGCGGCAUGGAACUUGACGACUUUAUUAAAGAGAAGACAAAGGAUUUCGGAAUAGAGUUUGAUGUACCCAACUACUCGAUUAUUCGACGCUUUGAACAUCUUUUCACUGAGGCGUGCUGUUAUGCGUGCUCGUAUUAUUCUUAUAAGUAUGCUGAAGUUAUUGAGGCAGACGCGUUUGAACUUUUUAAAGAAAAGGGAAUUUUCGAUAAAGAAACGGCCAUGAAGUUCAGAAAAUACAUUUUGGAGCCUGGAAAUACAGAAGAUGCUGAUGUGCUUUAUCGCAAAUUCAGAGGAAGAGACCCAAAUCCAGAUGCUUUACUUAGAAGAGAUGGGCUUUUGAAGUAA
This is a messenger RNA of Entamoeba invadens IP1, 2112 nucleotides long. Its product is annotated as oligopeptidase A, putative. Gene Ontology annotation, molecular function: metalloendopeptidase activity. The transcript has a single exon. Gene Ontology annotation, biological process: proteolysis. Lineage: Eukaryota; Evosea; Mastigamoebida; Endamoebidae. The record is from RefSeq and is a predicted model, not a curated record. Bases 1 to 2112 code for a protein of 703 amino acids.